This is a messenger RNA of Phanerochaete carnosa HHB-10118-sp, 729 nucleotides long. RefSeq lists its product as uncharacterized. The coding region runs from base 1 to 729 and encodes 242 amino acids. The transcript is spliced from 7 exons. The record is from RefSeq and is a predicted model, not a curated record. NCBI's taxonomy places the organism in Eukaryota, Fungi, Basidiomycota, Agaricomycetes, Polyporales, Phanerochaetaceae.
AUGACACCCGCGGUUUUUGGCUACAGCACGGCACCUGCCGCAGCUGACUUUGACCAGGCUGUGCACUCGGGCGGGGCCAAAGUGCUGCUCAGCAUGGGCAAGAUCCUCGGGCUGCCACUCGAACGCCUCUGUGCGAGCUGGGUCAUUUACAAUAACCGGCGCAACGGGCUCGAGCACGAUGGUCUACGGCUUCAUGCGUCGUCUACGGGCGAGCUUGCGGAGUGGAGUUUGGAUGUGGCACCCGCCAAGGCUGACUUUGACUGGGCCGUGCACUCGGGCGGGGCCAAGGUGCUGCUGCUCAGCGUGGGCAAGGUCCUCGGGGGCGUCUGGCAUCGCGGCGGCAUGUGGGUGCUCAAAGACCGCCUGCGCGCGAUGACAUUUGGUGGGCUCAGCAGCGUGUGGAUGCCCAAAGACUGCCUGCGCGCGAUGACAUUCGGUGGGCAAGUGCUCACGUGGCUGUCAAUCAUCGGCUCGCGUUUCUUCUGCCUGUUUCUGAACGGCCUUGGCAUAAGUGUUGCCGUGCAGCUGCGUGGUUUUAGUGCUGAGCGUGCCACUUCGGUCAGCACCAAGGUCACCACUGCAAACAUAGCAUGCCGCAAUCUUGUUGCCACCGCCGGAGUCAGGUUUAUUCUGCCCUCCGUCAACACCUUCGACAUCUUUGUUGCUUUCACAGGGACCGCCGUCAUCUCAUGGAGAGGCUAUGGAUUAACACUUGCUGUCCUCGCAUAG